CCUUCGUGAGUAUGUGCUUCGUGACCAGCAUCAGUUGCGUCUAAAAAGCGAAUAUAGACUUCACACAGACCAUGGUUUAUAUUAAUCAACACUCUAUGUAAAAUAAGAUAUAUUUACAAAGGUACCGAUAUGCGCAUCUCGCGCAGCCCAGAUCAUCGCGAACCGAGCUAGCUUUAGUGUAUCCAGGUCAAAGGUACUAUAUAUUUUUUUGUAACAAAACAUGUUGAUGCAGACAUGCGCUUUUAGUUAGACUAAGUUAAAUGUAGCCAUUUAUCAGUACUCCGAGAUCAUGCCAAAAGAGGUAUCUUCAUCAAGCGAUGAUUCAAGUGACACGGAGGAGGUUCCGCAAAAACGGAGAAAGCAGGCUUCAAGGUAUCAGUGUCCAGCUGAUUUUGUGGCAUUUGCCYACAAACCCUGUGCCAGUACCCUCAUCGAAAGGCUUCGUGAUGACAACACAGAAUUAUGGCUAAUCAAAGCUCCCAGCGGUUUCAGCCCGGACAGAUAGGCAACCCCUCUUUCCAUUUAUUUGAAUUAUCAUAGAAGCGGCAUGAUUCACUUCUAAUAACAGACSGGGAAAUAUCUAACAAAGUCCUCAGCAUUUCUCUGUCUGUUAUUAGAAGUGAGUCACUGUCCACUUCCAUUGCUUUACACCCACAUUGUCUACAUCUGGUGUGCCUCUUAGCACACUGUCUGACUGUCAUCUCUCUCUCCCCCAGGCACGUGGCAGUGGUGGGAAUGCCGGGCAGAUCUACAGCGUGCUGGGUGGGCCCUCUGGUGCCGCGGACCUCCACCUCCUCACCAGCCACCCGCCAGAGGCUCGACUCGGUGGUCUGUGCCCCGGCCUUCAGCGGCCUCCUCAACAUCUGUGAGAGCUACGGCGACUGCAGCACCAACCAGACCACCAUAGCCAUCCCAGCCACCCCGGCCCCCACUGUGCCCCCGGGGUUCUGCCAGCGCUUCCAGCCUUUCGGAAGCAGGACCCCCACCCUCUCCAGACUGAUGACGGAUACACCGGAUACUCCGCUGCCGUCUUCACGAGAGACGCCUUUCAGGGUCACACUGGACCCGGGGGAGGAGAGGAAGAGCAAGAAGAAAAAGAAGAGGAAAGACAAACUUUUAAAGACUGAGGAGGAGGAGGUGGUCAGGGUGAAGCAGGAGCUGCUAGACAUGAGCCCAGAGGAGUCCUAUGAACGUCCUGGGCAGGAAGCUGAACUCUCAGAGRAGAAGAGGAGGAGGAGGAAGAAGACAAAGAAGGAUAAGGACAGAGGAGAGGCAGAGGGUACUGUAGAUUMGUCUUUUAAUGUAAUUAAACAAGAGGUGGAAGUAAAAGUUGAACCAAUGGACAGUUCCUAUGGUGACGUUGAAGAUUCUGGAAAAAAUAAAAAGAUAAAGAAAAACUAGCGUGACGAUGACGAGUCUGUUGUUUUUACCGUCAUCUGGUUUUGUGAAGUUAUGCUAUGAUAUAAUUGUAUUAUUCAAUUAAGCACUUCAACAAAUAAUUAUUAUGCUACUGUACUGUCAUUUGGAUUUUUUKGGGGGAAAUGUUAUUGUCUAAUAAAACCUAGACCGUAACACAUA
Molecule: messenger RNA, 1578 nt
Organism: Salvelinus sp. IW2-2015
Lineage: Eukaryota; Metazoa; Chordata; Actinopteri; Salmoniformes; Salmonidae
Source: RefSeq, a predicted model, not a curated record